Drosophila obscura is the source of this 1191-nucleotide messenger RNA. RefSeq names its product mitochondrial import receptor subunit TOM40 homolog 2. The coding region runs from base 118 to 1086 and encodes 322 amino acids. Gene Ontology annotation, biological process: protein import into mitochondrial matrix. The record is from RefSeq and is a predicted model, not a curated record. Gene Ontology annotation, cellular component: mitochondrial outer membrane translocase complex; mitochondrial outer membrane. The transcript has 4 exons. Gene Ontology annotation, molecular function: transmembrane protein transporter activity. NCBI's taxonomy places the organism in Eukaryota, Metazoa, Arthropoda, Insecta, Diptera, Drosophilidae.
UCAGACAUUUCCCCCUUUGCUACCCAGCACAUAGAACAAAACAGAUCAAAACACCCCAAAUUUUUACCAACGUUACAGUUUUUGCUUGAUUUCUGAUAUAUUUUUGAUUCUAUUGCAAUGUCUUGCAGAGGUUGCCCCCCAUAUAAUGAGCAGGACAAAUCCGGCAUAUAUUUUCCCCGCUGCUUUCAGUGGAUCCGCGGUGCCUGCACCAGAAAGAAUCCCGGCAAUGUGGCAAAUCUUCACAGUUUGGCUCAGCAAGUGAUGCCCAAGUUCUUUGAUGGCCUCGAACUCGAUUAUAUGCAUCGUCUGGCACCGCACAAAUAUAUCACAGCCUCUUGGGUGUUGAGUCACGUGAAGGCAGCGGGCUUUCGCUUUGGCGGUCUCUAUACAUUUCGACUCGCAAAUGAUGUUUUGCUUACACCCACAAUUAUUGGCGAUAUACAUCCGUCGACGCAAGCUGCCAAUCUGAAUAUACUUUACUAUCCGUUUGAAUGCCUGCGCCUGGAGGCCACCCUGCAGAAGGGCAACGAGAAGACGCCCGUCGAUAGCCAAUAUACCAUUGAAUUGACACGCCCCUGUGACACUUGGUCCGCUAAUUUCUAUAAUGUUAGCAAGGAUAGUGGCCGCUGUACAUUAUCAAUGAUGCGGGCAUUUACCACACAUGUGGCACUGGGCGGAGAGCUGCUGUUGGAGUGGAAUACUCCACAGAAACUAUCGACGGACUAUGCUUUGGCAGCGCGUUAUUCGCAUCACAAUUAUGCUGUCGGGGCCUCAGCCUCGCGUAACGGCAUCGAUAUUAGCUACUGGCAGCGCAUCUAUCCACAGAUACAGAUGGCCAAUCUGUUGGCCUACAAUUAUAGCACAAACAAGACAAUUGCCACAAUUGGCUAUCAAUGGAACUUUUGGGACGCAGCGGUACAUGGCAUGCUCGAUUCGGAUGCUUCUGUGGGCAUUAUGUGGACCAAAUAUCUCAGCAGUUUUCCGCUGGAAAUGGGCUUGAGUGUGGUCAUGAGCAUACCGACAGAUCGUUUUGCCUUUGGCAUGCGUUUUGUUGUGGAUCCGAGUGGCUAUCGUCGCGGCGCUUAAUUUCUUUUUAUAUUUUAUAUUUGUUUUAAAUUUUACCCACCAAAUUACCAAUCGAUUUUGUAGUUUAAAAGACAUUAAGCGAUUUUAACUUUCGCAAAAAUCAAA